This is a messenger RNA of Cavia porcellus (domestic guinea pig), 2231 nucleotides long. It is a transcript of the gene Kctd18, whose product is annotated as potassium channel tetramerization domain containing 18. The record is from RefSeq and is a predicted model, not a curated record. Gene Ontology annotation, molecular function: protein binding. Gene Ontology annotation, biological process: protein homooligomerization. The coding region runs from base 203 to 1465 and encodes 420 amino acids. The transcript has 7 exons. Lineage: Eukaryota; Metazoa; Chordata; Mammalia; Rodentia; Caviidae.
GUCUCGGGAGCAGCGCGCGGUGGACAGUGGAGCGGGCCGCAUCCACGCACCCGGGGUGUAAAGGCCCGGCGGAUCCGCGGCUGUGGGCAGGCCUGUGCCUGCGCGUCUUCGUGCGAGUAGCUUUUCUCCGUGCGGGGUGCGUGGCCAGGCGCUGAUAUGUGCGCCUGUGAAACCUCUACCCAGCCGCGGCCGGCGGGGAGACAUGGGGAGCCCAGCUGCAAGCCCGAUGGCAGAGCUAAAAGUGCUCGAGGUCCUGCGCCUCAACGUGGGUGGCCGAAUGUUCGCUGCCCGGCGCCAGUCCCUGUGCCGCUUCAAGGGCUCUAUGCUGGCGUCAAUGUUCAGCGGCCGCUUUCCCCUGAAGACAGAUGAGUCAGGGGCAUGUGUCAUUGAGCGUGAUGGACACCUGUUUCAAUACCUUCUGGAUUAUCUCCACGGGGAGCUUCGCAUUCCCGAGGAUGAGCAGACCCGCAUCGCCCUGCAGGAGGAGGCGGAUUACUUCGGCAUCCCCUAUCCUGACAGCCUGUCCGACCACUUGGCCACUGAGAUGGAGACGUAUUCUUUAAGGUCAAAUAUAGAACUUAAAAAGGCCUUAGCGGACUUCUGCGGCUCCUAUGGCCUGGUCUGCAGCGAGCCCACCGUCUGGGUCCUGCACUACCUCAGCACGUCGGGUACCAGCUGUGAGAGCAAGAUCAUCGGGGUAUAUGCCACGCGCGCUGACGGCAAGGAUGCCCUGGAGCGGCAGCUGGGUGGCAGGAUGCGCAGCAAGAGCAUCUUCCGGAGAGAGGCAGGGGAUAAUAUUCAGUACAUCUGGAGCUAUUACUCCGUGGCAGAGCUGAAGAAGAUGAUGGAUGCCUUUGACGCAUGGGAAGGAAGAGGUGUCAGCUACUGGCGGGUGCCCCAUGAGCUGGUCGAGUGCUGGACUCUAGAGCAGCGGCCGCUGUUGGGGAGCGCACGCCAUGCCACCCCGCUCCGCAAGAGGCGCCUGGAGAUACAAGGCGCAGAGCAGAAUGCAGGCGUGUGUGGCAGGCCGGGCCCCACGCGGGUGCGCUCCUCAGGCCCCUCUACCAGCACCCGCAUCACCGUGCGCAACUCCGCUGCCCUUGGCCUGGCUCCGGCCAGUGCUGGCCAGGGUGCCACUGCAGUGACACCGACGGUGAGGCGGCCUCGGAGCAGUGGUCACGGCCAGGUAGCCUGGAGUCCUGCAUCCCUAGUGGGCGUGGAGACAGCGGAGCGACCCCAGUCUUCUCGUGGGGCCCGGAGCCCUGAAAACAGGGCUAUGCCCUCUCCGCCUGUACAGGUCCAACCACCUCCCCCUGUGGACAAGAAGGCUGCGCCCCACCGUGUGAUAAAGCUGAGGAGGACCCCGCUGCGCGCUGCGCCCACCCUGCCACCCCCUGGAGCUGCUGGCACUUCGGAGGUGCAGCCUGAGAGCGACAGUGGCCGGGCCACUGGGCAAGAUGGGUGAAGACACAGAGUGGACACUUGGCCUUGGCCCAUCGCUCAGUGUCCCCAGCGAGGGUGGGAGGUGACCCAGGGAAGUGGGACAGAGAGGCCCCAUGGGCCGUUUUGUUGGUUUUCCAGUUUAGAAAGGAUCCUUACCUGCGGCAGCUGGAUGCCCUGUGGUCACGUUUUGAGCUUUCUUUACGUGUUUGUUGGUGGUGAGGGAGCUGCGCAGCAGCUUGUUGGGGGCCAGGUGUGGGGCAGGGGCCCGGCCGGCACCACCUGUGGCCCAGAGGGCAGAAGUGGCCUGGAGGCUGCGACACUUCUCGAACAGUGAUGCACACCUGCACAUGUGCCCGCUCUGAGAGUGACGUAGCUUGGCCUGGAACCAAGUGUUCACACUCCAAAUUGUAAUCGGAAAAGUUUCGAAUAGUGAAAUUUGGAACACACUUGGAAAAAAGUUAAAAUAUGUUUAACUUUUUAACUAAGGUUAGUGUUUGGUUUUUAGAAGUGACCGCAGAAGAGCCAUUCUGAUUAUAUGAUUUUUAUGCAUACAAUUUCCAUAUAACUUGAAUAUUUUUAAACAAUUUGGAUUAUUCUAUUUUUUCAUGGUUGUUCCAUUGUGUGUGUUUGCUCUUAUGUGCUAUAUUUUCUAACUGGAUCACAGAGUUCCUAAAGCAGGGUCCUUUCCACUCAAUGCUUAGCGUUGUGCUUGUAUUGCCUCAAAAGAAAAAAUAUACGCAAAACAUGACUUCUUGCAAAAUAAAGAAAAACUUUUCUAUAAAAAGCAA